Molecule: messenger RNA, 1009 nt
Organism: Podarcis muralis (Common wall lizard)
Lineage: Eukaryota; Metazoa; Chordata; Lepidosauria; Squamata; Lacertidae
Source: RefSeq, a predicted model, not a curated record
UUGAUCAGGAGAAAAGGCAGGCGAAGAAAGGAUAAUUACGCACAAGGACGCAUCAUCCGCUUCUGCUCUCGACACUCCCCGUCCAUUCUCGUACCGCUUAGCUUUUCUUCUUUCUCCAGAACCAGCGCUUGCGCCUGAUCCUGAGCCUCGAGGUGCUGGCAGUCGGGCUCCGCUGAGUUCAAAACUGGAACUAAGGAAUCGCACGCAGGAAGGUCGCCGUCAGCUCGCGCGCUGAGGCUCCUUAGUGCGGAGGCGUGGUCGUCUAGGGGGCGUCUCUCUCGCCAUCCCCACCCACCUCCCCUGACUCUGCCGUCGACGCUGCGCCCCUUUAGACGGCUCCUUCCUGAGCUGCCGUCGCCCGCCUGGUCUGCCUGCCCAGCUCGCCGUGAUGUCUGCCGUCUGGAGCUCGACGCUACCGCCGCGGCUGCUGCUGUCGCUCUUGGCGCUUUGGCUGUGCCUGGCGUCGAGGAGCGCGGCGGAGGCGGCGUGCGCUCCCUGCCGGCCCGAGCUGUGCGAGACGGCGCGGUGCGCGGCGCCCGAGCUGACGGCGCGGGACGAGUGCGGCUGCUGCGAGCGGUGCCUGAGCGCCGAGGGCGAGCGGUGCGGAGGGGCGCGGGGCGCUCGCUGCGGCCCGGGGCUGGUGUGCGUUAGCCAGCGCCAAGCGGAGCCUCCUGCCGCCGAGGAAGAGGAGCAGGAGCAGGAAGAAGGCACCGGGCGCUGCGUCUGCAAGGAAGACGGCGCCGUCUGCGGCUCCGACGGCCGCUCUUACAGCAGCGUGUGCGCCCUGCACCUGCACAGCUGGCGCGCCCUCCACAGCGGCCGGGAGCGCGUCCGGAAGGCGCACGACGGCGAGUGCAAGCUCGGUAAGCCGCUGUGGGGUGUGGGGGCACUGGGGGGCGGUGGUUGGGGUGUCGCUCACCCUCCGAAGGUCGCAAUCUAUAGACUGGCCCUGGCCAAAUUUCUACGCCUUAGUGUUAGUCAGCCAAUCGGGAAAUGUUUGUAUUUCUGA